Molecule: messenger RNA, 1807 nt
Organism: Labeo rohita (rohu)
Lineage: Eukaryota; Metazoa; Chordata; Actinopteri; Cypriniformes; Cyprinidae
Gene: msantd1
Product: Myb/SANT-like DNA-binding domain containing 1
Exons: 3
Coding region: 170-994 (274 amino acids)
Biological process (GO): positive regulation of DNA-templated transcription
Cellular component (GO): nuclear body
Source: RefSeq, a predicted model, not a curated record
UUUUGAGGCCUCUUAACUAAGCAUGGGGGGAAGGGCAGCAGAGGCCUGUCUCUCGCACACACAAGCACAUGCUUGAGAAAGCAAAGUAAGGCCAGGAAAACAGACUGCACUGAGAAAGAAUCAAGCUUAAAUCAUAAACCCGAGCGAAAGGUACAUAAGCUGCGCUUAAAUGGCCUCUGAGGACCUCUGCUUUAGUUACACUGUGCCAGGCUCGAACGAGAAGCACAGGAGGGCUCGGAACUGGACGGAUUCCGAGAUGAAAGCUCUUGUGUACAUUUGGGAAGAGUAUGUGACAGAGCUAAAGAAGGCGAAGCGCAAUGCUAAGAUCUACGAGACAAUGGCUAAGCAACUUUACGAAUUAACCGGGGAACAGCGACACAGGGAGGAGAUUAAGAUGAAGAUUACCAACAUGACUUUCCAAUUCAGGCAACUGAAGUACACAGCAAAUGGAAGCAGUGCUACACCCGACUGGCCGUACUACAAAUCUAUUGAGAGGAUCUUGUCAAAGGUACCAGACCAAGGCCAUUUGAGCCCACCGAACCUCUCAACGUCUGGCCCCUCCACCUCUCAAAUCGAGACUUCUGUGCCCCAGUCAGCUCCGCCAAGUGGGUUCCUCCCUGAGUACACGGGUUCCUCAGAGGAGAGAGAAAUCAACGAUGAGGAGGAAGGCCUAACAGAGAACUCUGAAAGUUCUUUUGAGACCAGGUCCCAGCCACAUAAGAGGCGGAGGCUUUCACAUGUGUCAUUGCGGCGAAAGAAGCUGCGUGUCCUGGACGCAAUGCUGCAGGAGCAACGCAGGAUAAGCCGUGCCGUUGAAGAGGCAUGUCACGAAGUUCGCCGUGUUAUGCAUCAGCAGAACUUCCUGCAAGUGCAGAGCCUCCAGCUUCAGGAGCGAAUGAUGAACCUCCUGGAGAAGAUGAUUCCUGCUCCGUCUGCCUCUUCUUGGCCCAACCAACCAGUCUCAAAGGGUUUAGGAACACCUACAACUGAGUGACAGGACCUCAGAUACAGGAUAAGGACCUUUGUUGUCUUUGCUGAGGAAGUGUUGCUAUAUGCUAUCUAAGUAUAAAAGCUAUAACCAACUAGUUAGCUGUACAUUUUAGACCUGUUUAGGCACCGUUAAGUCUUCUACAAUAAAUAUGUUAUUCAAAAAUGUAAAAUCACUAUUUAUCCACAUCUGAUUCAAACUGUCUGAAUCAAAUUGUAGUUCUCAAAAGUUAGAAGGUGACUGUUAUGUGACACGAAAUGUGUUAUGAUAUCUGAUUUGUUUGAUGUCAAAAUUUCUGUGUUAGAUUCCUGGCUAAUUAUUUAGAAAAUUUAAUGUCAGUCAUGGUUGACUGACAUCUAAAAGAUUUCAGAUUGCUUUUAAAGUAUUCUUUAAAAGGAUACCGUGUUCAAGAAAGCUCCAGAAGAGCAGAAUUUCAGGUCAGGCAGAUAACACCAAACGGUUGGUGAUAAUGUAAACUGGAUGAUUGUAAAGGACAAUCUUAGUUUAGUUAGUAUUAUUACAGUUCAAUGUUACCAUUACACUGUUAUAGCAUAGCACAAUUUAGCAAAAUGUAACAUGUUACUAAAUGUUGCAAAAUGCAAUUAUUUUGGUAGCAGUUUAUAUGCGCAUAUUUAGCUUAGAUCUGUUAAAAUACAUUCACAAAAAUCUGUUUGCAUAAAAUGACUAUGAUACACCUCUUUUAUGAAUUUCUGAAUUAAAGGUCAUUUUGAUAUUUUUGUCAGGUGUCAAAAAUGUCUAGGUGGUCCAGCUGUCCAAAGACUGUAAAAGAGAAAAAAAGUGUCAUUAAAAAGUUGAAAG